AGCGCUUCUUUUUGUGUCUUGUCUGUAAAAUCUGGAUCUCUGCGAUUCUCUCGCUGUUAAUGUCGCAGAGAUCUAGGGCUUUCUCCUUAUCCUUGGAAUCUCGGGUUUCCAUUUCCUGAUACGGAUUUCUUUAAGGUAUUCCCCUUUCGAUAUCAGGAUUUUCCCUUUUUUUUCCCAAUUUAUUUGCUCUGUUAAUUCCAUGGACAGAGCUUCAUGGGAUGGAUUAAGAUCGCUGGCGCAAUUGGGUUGAGUAAUCAGAGUGGAGAUAUUUGAUAUUGUUGAAGAAUCUGAGGAGUUCGUUGCAGGUUUUGAACAUUGUAUUGCAACUUGUUAGGAAAUUUAUGUUAGAUUUAAUGGACGUGGCUCAUUUCUUGGAACCUCUUGGAUCGAAUUUGUUUCAUAUUGGGAGUUUGUUGCUUGACUCAUUAGGAUGGUGCUAGGAUGAUUCUUGAAAAGUAGAGUGUUCUUGUUUGUUCUGUACUAUUUUGGGUAGUUUAGCUCCUGUUAAUAUCAUUUCUGAGCUUUCUAUUGGAGAAUCGGUUAGCUCUCCAUCAGAAGAAACCCAUAUCUGGGGAAAGGAUUUUUACAUCUUUGAUUUGCAUGACAGUUGCAAAUUCAGGUUGUCCAAUGGGCCGUGAAAUUGAGAGUGUUCCAUUAAGUCCUGCGGAGGAAGCACGGAUUGUUAAAGAGAAAACAGAUUCUGCUGAGUCCAAUUUAAAAGAGGGGGCCUCAUUCUAUGUAUUGUCAAAUAGGUGGUGGAGGAGCUGGCAAGAAUAUGUAGGUCAAGAUGCAAGAAGUGAUUUGAAUGAAGGCAAUUUUUCUCAUUGGGAGUAUGCCAAAAAGGCUUCUUCAGUUAUUGCAUUGAGGCCUGGAAGCAUCGACAAUACUGAUCUAGUGAUAGAUGUGAUGGAUGAGGGUGGUGAGAUGGAGUUGCGUAGGUCACUAGAAGAAGGCCAUGACUAUGUUUUGGUUCCUGAUGAUGUUUGGAAGCAACUUUUUGAAUGGUAUAAAGGAGGUCCGGUGCUCCCCAGAAAGAUGAUUUCGGAUGGUCCAUCUCAUAAGGGUUUUAGUAUAGAGGUUUAUCCACUACAGCUUCAUCUAAUUCUUGCAAAUGAUAACACCAAGUCAGUUAUCCGAAUAAGCAAAAAGGGAACUGUCAAAGAGCUUUAUAGCAAGUGUUGUGAGCUUCUAAAGCUUGAUUCCGAGAAGGUUCGUAUUUGGGAUUACUUUAACAAGAAGAGACAUGCCUUAUUGACCAAUUUCGAUCAAACACUUGAGGAUGCUCAGUUGCAGAUGGACCAGGAAAUUCUUUUGGAACUUCAAGUUAAUGGGAACUGGCCUGAUGAGACUUCCAACUCUGUGAUGGGAAACGAACUAGCUUUGGUGGCAAUUGAACCCUCCAAGUCGUCUUUGACAAUUGCUGGAGGCUCCACAUACAAUGGCCAUUCAGAAAGUUAUGGCCCAGAUUUAUUGGGAUCUUCAAGCAUCCGCAGCAGUAACAUGGAAGGAGCACAUAAGAAUGUAGACGAUGCCUCUGAACUUCCGAGUAGUAAUGCCAAAGGAAGUGGUGGAGGGUUGACUGGCCUAAUAAACCUGGGCAACACUUGCUUUAUGAACAGUGCACUUCAAUGUUUGGUUCACACACCAAAGCUGGUGGAAUUUUUUUUGCAGGACUAUAACAAGGAGAUUAAUCAACACAAUCCAUUGGGAAUGAAGGGCGAGCUUGCGAGGGCAUUUGGAGACUUAUUAAGGGAACUAUGGUCCCCUGGAAAAUCACCAAUUGCACCGCGGGCAUUCAAGGCAACGCUUGCUCGAUUUGCUUCUCAGUUUAGUGGGUACAACCAACAUGAUUCUCAAGAACUUCUGGCGUUUUUGCUUGAUGGGCUGCAUGAAGACCUAAACCGUGUGAUACAGAAACCCUACAGUGUGACAAAUGAUCCAAAUGGACGCCCUGAUGAAGACGUUGCAGAGGAGAAUUGGGCAAGCCACAAAGCUCGCAAUGAUUCCAUAAUUGUGGAGACUUGCCAAGGUCAAUAUAAAUCCACAGUGGUUUGUCCAGAUUGCAGCAAGGUUUCUGUGACCUUUGAUCCAUUAAUGUACAUGUCAUUGCCAUUACCUUCGACAGCCACAAGAGCAAUGACCAUUAUGGUGUUUUAUGGUGAUGGGAGUGCUCUCACUAUGCCUUUCACUGUAACGGUGCCUAAACAGGGUUGCUGUAAAGAUAUCAUUCAGGCCUUACAUGAGCCAUGCAGCUUAAAUGCUCAUGAAAGUUUACUGCUAGCGGAGGUCUACAACCAUCAGAUAUAUCGAUACCUAGACAAUCCUUUUGAAUUAAUUUCUGGAAUAAAAGAUGAUGACCACAUUGUGGCCUAUAGGCUUCCUGCGAACCGCAACAAGUUGCCAUUGCUUCAGUUAAAGCAUCACAGGAAAGAUAUGUAUGCACAACAUGGUGGACAGCGAAAAUUUUUUGGAACACCGCUAAUCACUUGCUUACCAGAGGGUGGGUGCACUGGUGCUGUUAUUCAAACUGCAGUCAAGGCCUUGUUGGCACCUUUGAUGCGAGCUACUGCCUUCCCUCCUCCGAAUCUUGUCAAAAGCAAGAAAGAAAGUGGAUCGCCUUUGCCAGUCAAUGAUGACAUAAAAAUGGAGAAUUGCAACCCCAAUACAGAGUUCAAGGAUGGACCCAUAGCAUUGGAUGCAGUCUCCUCAUUUUCCCUUUGGUUAAUAGAUGACAGGGGUUUCGGCAAGGAUGUUCAAAUUGAGAAUGACACUACCUAUAGUUUGACUGCAUCAUCAAAGACUGUAGUCACAAUGAGCUGGUCUGAGAAGGAUCUAGAUUUGUAUGACAUCAGCUACCUAGAGGAUCUGCCUGAGGUUUUCAAGUUGGGUUAUGCAGUGAAGAAAACGAAGCAGGAAACUAUUUCCUUAUUUUCUUGCUUGGAGGUGUUCCUGAAGGAGGAACCUCUUGGACCAAAUGACAUGUGGUAUUGCCCGUCCUGUAAGGCUGAUAGACAAGCAAUUAAGAAACUUGACUUAUGGAGGUUGCCGGAUAUUCUAGUUGUUCAUCUGAAACGAUUCUCUUUCAAUCGUUAUAUGAAGACCAAACUUGACACCUUUGUGAACUUCCCUAUUCAUAAUCUUGAUCUGACAAAGUAUGUGAAGUCCAAUACUCCUGACCCUCAUGUGUAUGAGCUCUAUGCAGUGAGCAAUCAUUAUGGUAGCUUGAGUGGUGGUCACUAUACGGCAUAUGUCAAGCUCUUUGAAGAGAAUAGGUGGUACAAUUUUGAUGACAGCCACGUUUCUCCAGUUAGUGAAGAAGGCAUUAAGACUAGUGCAGCCUAUGUACUAUUCUAUAGGCGAAUUAAAAAAUGACUCUAGGUUGAGUGAGAACAUGGGUGGAUCUUCUAGUGAAUGCUCCCACCGACGAGUUCUUUUUGAUACGUAGAUAGUUUUGGUGAGAUGAAGUUUUUUGACGGAGCCCAUUGUCUCGUGAUGAGAUGAAGUUUUUCUGAUUGUGACCACUGUCUCUAGGCAGUGGGCAAUUGCUCUUGCAGCCUAGGCAGCAUUAUUUGCUCCACCCAGUGCCCUGAGAUGAAGUUUUGGCCGCUGUCUCAGUUUGUACUGAGUUGAGAUAUUGAAAUUGAAACCGAGCUAGAGAGAAGGGCAAGAACAGGAAAAUAUUGUGGAAGAGAGUUUGGGAUGUGGUUGCAUGUUUUUGGAAAUCAGGCUUGACCUAGGGUAGCCAAUAAGCUUGCUGUACUGUUCAUUUUGAUGGAAGGAAUUGGUCAUUGAGAUCGGAAAUUAUAAUGAAAGAUGAGAUAUAUUCAUAUCUUGUGUGGAUGAAGGCGUACUGGUAGUCGACUAAAGGGUCUGUUGGGCGGAAAUUUUUGAGAGUCCAAUGGAAGAGGGGUUUUUCAAGAUUGUUUCAGUCAGUCAGAAUGUCUCAUAUGUUUUUCUAUGUAGACCUUGAUAUCAUAAUAAUCUGUACACUGAGGAACAAUUAUAUGGCUAAUGCUGCUUAGAUUGAGAGACCUCAGAAUAGUUGCGUGGUCAUGCAUGCAUCUAUAAAUUAGAACAUGUGUAUGCGUGGGAGUGUUGCCUGAAGUCAUGGAAACGUUGCAUUAUUGACAAUUGGUUUCGAGAAAUUGAUGUAGUGAAAACGUAGUACCAAAA
Amborella trichopoda is the source of this 4173-nucleotide messenger RNA. Its product is annotated as ubiquitin carboxyl-terminal hydrolase 9. Lineage: Eukaryota; Viridiplantae; Streptophyta; Magnoliopsida; Amborellales; Amborellaceae. Gene Ontology annotation, molecular function: cysteine-type deubiquitinase activity. Gene Ontology annotation, biological process: protein deubiquitination. The record is from RefSeq and is a predicted model, not a curated record.